Messenger RNA from Hippocampus comes (tiger tail seahorse), 4832 nucleotides. It is a transcript of the gene adamts10, whose product is annotated as ADAM metallopeptidase with thrombospondin type 1 motif, 10. Gene Ontology annotation, cellular component: extracellular matrix. The transcript is spliced from 26 exons. Gene Ontology annotation, molecular function: metalloendopeptidase activity. Gene Ontology annotation, biological process: extracellular matrix organization; proteolysis. NCBI's taxonomy places the organism in Eukaryota, Metazoa, Chordata, Actinopteri, Syngnathiformes, Syngnathidae. The record is from RefSeq and is a predicted model, not a curated record. The coding region runs from base 401 to 3736 and encodes 1111 amino acids.
GUCAAGUCCCUUCAGCUCGGCUCAGUCAGCCGCCGGCGCCUCCUUCGCUCUGAGACCGUGCACAGACAGCAGGCAGGCGCAGCGGAAACUUGUGCCGAGGACACGGAGAGGGCUGCGACGAAGAGUUUGCUCAUACAGUUGCCUUCAAACUGGUUUCUUCGUGGGUCUGUCGGUUCACAUCUGGAGACCUCCUCCUGGAUCCAUCAUUACUUGCUGAGAGAGACGCUCGAGAGAAGCUGCCAUGUCUGACUCCACACCUCCUCAAGCCAUGGCUAAUCAGACUCUUGAGCUGUCCCACUGCUAGGCGAGGGGGCGCCAGAGAGGGCAGGAGACAUGUUGGGACCGAAGCCCGGGAAUCACUGCACUGAAUUCUGUUACUAUAGCUACUUCUGUAGUGAUCAUGGAAAUGCUAUGGAGGACUGCACUGAUCUGCACUGUCGUUGUCGUCAUGGGUGCCGCAGAGGUCGCAGGAGGUCGCAGAGAUGAGUUUGCACAAUCACAAGCUACCUUCCUGUCCAGUCUUGGCCACUAUGAGAUUGCAAUUCCAGUGCGCGUAGGACCCAAUGGAGAGACUCUGCACACAAAAGCCUCUCAUUACCACAGAAGAAGACGCAGUACAGAAGAAACAACAUCGAUUGACACCUCUCUCUACUAUCAGCUAUCUACGUCACGCAACAACUUCAUGCUGAACCUGACGCUGCAGGGAGGCCUGUUAGCCCACCAGUUUAGGGUGGAGUACUGGAAAAGAGGCAGAUUAGCCUGGAGUGAGCCUUAUUCUCCCCACUGCCAUUAUGUCGGACACCUCCAGGACCAGCCGCAUUCCAGCAAAGUGGCCCUCAGCAACUGCAAUGGCCUGCAGGGGGUGAUUGUUGCUGGGGGAGAAGAGUACCUGAUCGAACCUCUUAUUUCAUCAGCAAACCAAACCAAACCGGAGAGAGGGGACCGGGCUGAGGGGCGCCCCCAUGUGGUUUAUAAGCGCUCAUCCCUCCGCCAUCAGUACAAGGGCCAGUCUUGUGGAGUCAUUGAUGAGAAGUCAGUGAAGAGCUCAUCAUGGUGGCAGAGGACGCUGAAGACGCCUCCUCAUCAUGUCGGACGAGGCCAGUUGCCACUAAAGCGCUCGGUGAGCUGGGAGCGCUACGUGGAGACGCUGGUGGUGGCUGACAAGAUGAUGGUGGGCUACCAUGGUCGUAAGGACAUCGAGCAGUACAUCCUGGCCCUCAUGAAUAUUGUUGCCAAACUGUUCCAGGAUUCUAGCCUGGGGAAUGCAGUCAACAUCGUGGUGACACGACUCAUCCUGCUCAUGGAGGACCAGCCCACAUUAGAGAUUAAUCACCAUGCAGGCAAGUCUUUAGACAGCUUCUGCAAAUGGCAGAAAUCUAUCCAGCACCGCAGCAGUUAUGGCAACGCUAUCCCUGACAAUGGCAUCGCUCACCAUGACACCGCGGUACUCAUCACCAGGUAUGACAUUUGCAUCCAAAAAAACAAGCCCUGUGAAACUUUAGGUCUUGCUCCCGUUGGAGGAAUGUGUGAGCCGGAGAGGAGCUGCAGCAUCAACGAGGACAUUGGCCUCGGAACAGCUUUCACUAUUGCCCAUGAAAUUGGACAUACGUUUGGGAUGAACCAUGACGGUAUUGGUAAUACGUGUGGGCCCCGUACCCAGGAGACGGCCAAGCUGAUGGCCGACCACAUCACCAUGAAGACGAACCCGUUCAUCUGGUCGGCCUGCAGCAGGGAUUACAUCACCAGCUUUCUGGACUCAGGUAUGGGAUCGUGUCUGAACAAUGUGCCCCCAAAGCAGGAGUUUGUGUACCCCACCACAGCCCCGGGCCAGGCCUACGACGCAGAUGAACAGUGCCGCUUCCAAUAUGGAGUCAGAUCCCGACAAUGUAAAUAUGCAGAGGUCUGCAGUGAGCUAUGGUGCAUGAGCAAGAGCAACCGAUGCAUCACCAGUAGCAUUCCUGCUGCAGAGGGAACCAUCUGUCAGACCAACACCAUUGAGAAAGGGUGGUGCUACAAGAGGAUCUGUGUGGCGUAUGGGACACGUCCAGAGGGUGUGGAUGGAGGUUGGGGCCAAUGGUCUCCUUGGGAAGAGUGCAGCAGGACCUGUGGAGGUGGUGUCUCCUCCUCUAUGCGAUACUGCGACAGCCCGAGGCCAACCAUUGGUGGAAAGUACUGUUUGGGCGAGAGAAAGCGCUACAGGUCCUGUAAUAUUGAUGACUGCCCCGUAGGCUCACGGGACUUUCGAGAGAUGCAGUGUGCUAACUUUGAUAGUGUUCCUUUCAGGGGGAAAUUCUAUACAUGGAAGCCAUACAGAGGAGGUGGGGUGAAAACAUGCUCUCUGAAUUGCCUGGCGGAAGGAUACAACUUCUACACCGAACGAGCCCCAGCAGUGGUAGACGGCACACCAUGCAGAGAUGACUCUCUGGAUGUGUGCGUCAAUGGCGAGUGUAAGCACGUUGGCUGCGAUCGCAUUCUCAGCUCAGAGGUUCGUGAGGACCGCUGUCGGCUCUGCGGGGGUGAUGGCAGCAGCUGCGAGUCUGUAGAGGGAGUCUUCAAUGACUCUCUGGCUGAAGGAGGUUAUGAAGAGGUCAUCCGAAUCCCAAAAGGCUCGGUGUUCAUCCACAUACAAGAGCUCAACUUUUCUCAAAAUUACAUUGUGCUAAAGAGUAAAAGCGAUCAAUUCUUCCUCAAUGGGAAGCUGGCUACUGACACACCACACAGGUUUGAUGUUGCUGGAACAACUUUCCACUACAGGCGACCCGCUGAUGGGCCAGAAACACUUGAGGCUCUUGGACCAAUAAAUAUGACCCUUAUUGUCAUGGUGAUGGUCCAUGAGGAGAACCUUGGAAUCCACUAUCGUUUUAAUCCCCCUAUCAACCGGGAACGACUGAAUGGUUUUGCCUGGUACCACACAUCUUGGUCACACUGCUCUGCUCUCUGUGCUGGAGGUGAGCAGAUCCAGCAGGUGGUGUGUCGGAAACUAUCAGAUCACGCCAUUGUUUACAACCACUUCUGCGAUAAGAAGCACAAACCCAAAGAGAGGCGCAGAUUCUGCAAUACUGAGCCGUGUUCCCCAACCUGGUGGACAGGAUUGUGGUCGGAGUGCAGUCACAGCUGUAAUGGCGGUCUGAGGACACGUGAGGUUUUAUGCAAAAGGAGGAUUUCUACAUCAGAGGAGAAGAUCCUAGAUGACUCCGCCUGUCCCCCUUCACGCCCCUCGUUCACUGAACCCUGCAACAACCACAGCUGCCCUCCCGAAUGGAUGGCCCUGAACUGGUCAGAGUGUACACCCAGCUGUGGUCCUGGCUACAGACACCGAGUGGUUUUGUGCAAGAGUGGGGAGAGUAGAGACGCCCUGCCAGAUGCCAAGUGCCCCAAGCAUGGCAGACCCACCUCUCGAGUGCGAUGUAACCUAAAGCGAUGCCCUCCGCCGCAGUGGGUGAUGGGCCCUUGGGGAGAGUGUUCUGCCAAGUGUGGGCUGGGUCAGGAGAUGCGAUCCGUGCAGUGUCUGACCCACACCCGCAUGCCAUCCAACGAGUGUCUGGAACAUCUGAAACCCGCCUCCAUGCAGCAGUGCAAGAGCAAAUGUGACCUCAUUAUGCCCAUCAGUACAGACAAUCCUGAAGAGUGCAAAGAUGUGAACACUGUGGCCUACUGCCCCCUAGUGCUCAGGUUCAAGUUCUGCAGCCGGCCUUAUUUUAGACAGAUGUGCUGCAAGACAUGCCAAGGACACUGAUCUGGACUGGUGAACCUCACAACACACAGACACACUCACACACUCACAAAAUGAGCCUUGCGGCAGCAACCUGGGAAGGCAAAGCUUUGAUGCUGCAAGACACCCAUGGUGGUUUAACAGUUCUGAGGGACUUCUUUGCAGCCAGAGGCCAUGAAAGAGCAGAUCCCUCCCAAGCAGCCUGAGCUGAGUUCUACAUUCCACUGGCGGAAAGGCUGCUGCAACCUGUCCUCUGUUGUAAUAUUUUUGGUGCUACUUCUGCAGCCGCUUGUUGGCUACAGGACAGGUUUCGGUGUUUUGAGGGCCACUUUGUGUUUGCUUUGGCUUCGAUGUAAAGAGGCCCUAUUUUUGUUCAGCAAUAUGUUUAAAUAUCCACUUUGUUAAGAAAAGGAGCCCCCAUGAAAAAGGAAUAUCGUACAUUCUAGAAGGUUUUGUCUAAGUUACCUGAAAGAUGUUACUUGACCACAGUGUUUCUGUUUUUUUUUCUUGCUAAUAGUGUCAUCCAUUCACAGCACUUGUACAGUAUGCAAUUAUAUUUGUUUUGACAUCUUUUGAAAUACUGACUGCAGAGAACCUGUGUUAUUCAUCUUGCGCUCCACAUCUUUUUGUUUUUGUUCUCAGUUCUCAAAAAUAGCUUCCUGCUGCACAGGACAGAAAGCCACAUUUUUAGCAGUAGCAACUUCGAUUUUAUGGGAUGCAAAUUUGUGUUGCAACUGUAGGGUAUGGCAGCUUUCAAUGAAAUCUCCAAAAGUAAAGAAGCCCGAUCCUAUGCUGGGACUCACUAUUUUUAUCACAUUAAACACCUUACUCGACAGUCUAAGUAACUUUAAAUAUAAGUGGAAAUUCAGUGUCAGAGUAAGAGAGCCGUUGUGACUCAUUGUCUAAUUAUACACUGUCUACUCUGUGGGUUCACCACAUGAUUAAUAAUAAUCAUUCAAACCGGUGAGAAGACUUCUUCCGUAUAUGAUGGAAAAGUAUUUAGGAUGUACACGAUACAGAAAAAGUCAUAUGACAAAAGUAACACUGGUCAACAAAGAUUUACAACUAUUUUUAAUCAUAGAUGCAAGUAAAGGUUUAGCAGUGAUUUUUUAUUUUUUUU